Messenger RNA from Zymoseptoria tritici IPO323, 2196 nucleotides. RefSeq lists its product as uncharacterized. Lineage: Eukaryota; Fungi; Ascomycota; Dothideomycetes; Mycosphaerellales; Mycosphaerellaceae. The transcript has a single exon. Bases 1 to 2196 code for a protein of 731 amino acids. The record is from RefSeq and is a predicted model, not a curated record.
AUGGGUAUCAUCCAAAAGAUCGAAGAGAAGCUCGGCGGCAACAAGUCAACCACCACCGACGACGUCAACAACACAUCCAACGUCCACUCCUCAUCAACACACCCGACCACAGGCUCCUCAAAUCUCCACAACCCUACCUCAACAUCAUCAACUGCACAUGGGACGAGUGGCAUCACUGGCGGCACUUCCGGCGAGGGUUCGCAUCUCGCAAGCCACAACCAGAAGCAUGAUGGUCUGACCGGCUCUCACGGAGCUCAGCACUCGUCUGCAACUUCAGCCUUGCCCGGAAGCCAUGCGUCCAACGUUCACGAUCACACUCUCAAUCCUACGACCGCUCACCAAACCACCGGGACUGUCGGCGGACACGGUGUCGGACAAGGCUCGCAUUUGACCGGUCAGUCUCAACAGCACUCCGGAAUGCCCGGCUCGUUCCCUGCUGAGCACACUUCUGCAUCUUCUGCUUUGCCUCAUGGCAGCCAUGCCACCUUUACCAAUGCUGGAUCUCACAUUCCUGGUACUGCUACAACUGGUGCUCAACAAGGUAGCGUCCUCCCUGGACAUGGCCAUGACAACGUCGUUGGAUCCCACGCUUCCUCUACUCACGCUGGAUCACACAUUCCUAGCACUGCCACGACUGGUGCUCAACAAGGAAGCGUCCUCCCUGGGCAUGGCCAUGACAACGUCAUCGGAAGCCAGACUUCCCACUCUGCGCCUGGACAAACCGGCUUGACGGGAUCUCACGAUACAAACACAACUUCCGGACUCCGAAACGAGACUCACCCACCCCACGGUGCUCAAACUUCCAGCCACCAUGCCGGUACUGCUGGCCACUCCCACGAUAACGCCACGAAUUCGACCCACAACAACCAGUCCAGCGGUGGAAUGGCCGGUUUGCUAAACAAGAUCCCUGGCAUUGGUAGCAAGAGCAAUGACAAGCACGCCCACGACUCUCACUCUCACACCAGUACUCACGGUCCAGAGGAGGGCGUUGGAGGCCACCAUGUUUCCAGCGGUCCAGGACAGCACAACACUCUUUCCUCCAACACCGCACACAACACCCCAGCUCAGCCAUUCGAUCCAUACAGCUCCGAAGGCCAACGCACCGCUCUCAACGCCAGCAACGACGCUCAUCACGACGGCGCCCAGCACCGGAAGUCUUCCGUCAAGCCCGUUAGCGGCCCUCACGCCACAUUGGAGAACCACUCCGCCAUCCCUACCGCUGGCGGGGUCAAGGUCGGCGAUGGUCCAUUCGAGCAAGACCGCUCGUACGAUCCUACUGCUAAGACCGCCCACAUCACUUCCGAUGCUUCUGGCAACUCGCAUUCAAACCACGGUCACGGCCAUCAAACUGGUCCGGACAACCGUGGCAUGAUGGACAAGGCCAAAGACACUCUCAGCAGCAAGCGCACCAACCACCCGGACGACCCGAUCACUGGUACAAACUUCGAUCAGAAGAACACCGGUGGUCUUACUGGCUCCAACCAGACUCAUGGUCUUCAAGGCCAGUCCGCCCAUCAAGGAGGUCUGACUGGUGGCUCUCACUCUCAGACUGGCCAUUCUGGCCUUGGAUCUUCCAAUGUGCACCAGAGCGGCUUGAAUGACCAUGCCCACAGCGGUCUGUCAGGCACGCAACCCUCCCAUCUCGGUUCAUCGAACAUCCACCAAGGAGGACUGACUGGCGGCUCUCACGGCGGUCUGUCAUCAAACACCCAUGGUCAAACCCAGCACUCCGCGCUCGGCCACUCUGGCAACCUGACCAGCGGCACAUCUGUCAACCAGCCUCUGGCUCACGACCAGAGCUUUGCUGAGCGCCACGUUCCAGGCGUUGGCAGCAACACUGGCAAUGUCGGACACAGCACCACGAACCCUCUCUCCAGCCACAACCAAUCACACUCUGCUGUUGGUGGAAUUGGCUCGAACACUGGAUACCCUCUCAGCAGCAACGACCACUUUCCUUCAAGCAACAUUCCUCAAGUGCAGUCCGGCAGCCACAACAACACCGCCAACCCUCUCACCACCCAUAAUGCAUCGAGCAACAUCCCUGGCACGCAAUCACACUCUACUGCCGGCGGUGUCGGACACAGCAGCGCAAACCCGCUCAGCAACACCCACGACAAUGCGAGCGGCGGGCACUACCAAGCCGGCUACAACGAUGCCAUGGCGCGCCAGCAAGCUGAGCAGUCGAGGAGAUUGUAG